CAAAUUCCAGUUCCAAGGAAAAUCCUGAAGCGUCGAACUCUACCAUAAAAAAAACAAUAUUCAAAUGACUACGUAGUUACGACUCGCUCACGUUAACGACAUAUCGUAUCCAGUAUCAGUGUUGCAGUUAUGUGUCUGUCGCUCCAGCGGGCACACCACUCGUACAAAAGAAAGACACUUCUAUUCGUGAUCACUCAACUUCUGUUUAAUUUGACGUCAACUUUAACUGUCAACAGACUCGGGGACUCGGAUAUUAAAGCCAAAAGAAGAAUCGAACUCCGACCAUUGACACUUCCGUGCUUCUUAAACGAUGUCGCCCGCAUAUCCGCACCGAUGAUCAAUGAGCUCACUCUCUACUACCUCCACAAGCCAAAUGGGGAAGUGAUGAAGCUCAACUUAGGCAAGCCAAGCCUGGCCCGUAAAGAGGGCUUGGGAGAAAUAUCCAAAAUCGUCACGAAGUUCGUGAAAAACGUCAGGCCUAUAGUCAAACAGACAAACGACUACGAUGUUUUCAGUUUGAGAAAAAGUGUUCCGAACACAUUUGACACCAAAGUGGAGAGUAUGGAUCCUAAUGAGUUCAUCUUGGGUCCCCUGGGGGUUGAAGACCACGGGAACUGGGUGUUAAGUGCGUAUACCAAGGACCUCGACGACGAUUGGGUGGAGCUGUUCCAAGUCAUAUCAGUUGUAAUCACAGAAUACUUACCAGCCAACCCGACGAAACCCACCCUACAUCCAGGAGACACAUUCCACCUCAGCUUCGCGUUCCCAGUCAACGGCCUUCAGAGUUGUGAACUAGUCGCCCCAAGGUCAACCUUCGACAGAUUUUUUGACAGGAAUCUUAUAGAAACUGACACUUGUGGCUAUGUAGUGCCAAAUAUCACGAAAAACGAUAAAGGCUUAUGGAAAAUCAUUGGUGUAGGUAAUAUUGUGUACGAAACUGAAGUUUAUUUAAAUGUUAAUAAAGAUUGAUAAGACUGUUCA
Molecule: messenger RNA, 981 nt
Organism: Trichoplusia ni (cabbage looper)
Lineage: Eukaryota; Metazoa; Arthropoda; Insecta; Lepidoptera; Noctuidae
Exons: 3
Coding region: 130-969 (279 amino acids)
Source: RefSeq, a predicted model, not a curated record